Colletotrichum paranaense is the source of this 903-nucleotide messenger RNA. Its product is annotated as magnesium-dependent phosphatase-1. NCBI's taxonomy places the organism in Eukaryota, Fungi, Ascomycota, Sordariomycetes, Glomerellales, Glomerellaceae. The transcript is spliced from 2 exons. Gene Ontology annotation, molecular function: acid phosphatase activity. The record is from RefSeq and is a predicted model, not a curated record. The coding region runs from base 1 to 903 and encodes 300 amino acids.
AUGCCGCCUCAAGUACGUACUCCUUCUUCGCUCCAUGGACGGCCAGGACGUUCUGACGAAACCUAUCGCGAGCAGUCGCACGCGAAGGCACUUUGCCCCUCAUUGCACUUUGAAGCUUGUCCGCCGCUUCCUUUGAACCCGCAACAAUUUCUUACGCCUCCUGCUCUUCGUCUUUCUGAAUGCUCCAUACCUGCUACAGAACUCACCGAUCGCCCCUUCCCCACUGCCCUGAUGCCGAAGAAACUCUCGAAGAAUCCCCAAGGAGGGAGCACCACAAACCUUGGGACGCCCUCGACCUCGACAACGAAUUCCACCUCCCUCUCCCUUCCUCGAAUCCUGACCGACGAGCUCCCCCUUCCGAAGCUCAUUGUUUUCGACCUCGAUUACACCCUCUGGCCCUUUUGGGUCGAUACACACGUCUCCGGCCCGCUUAAAGCCAAUGCGACACAUUCGGCAGUCACAGACCGUCACGGCGAGUCCUUUGCCUUCUACCAGGACGUGCCGCGAAUACUCUACACUCUGCCACUGGCAGGCAUCAAAAUCGCAGUCGCGUCACGGACAUCGGCACCCGAUCUUGCCCGGGAUAUGCUGAAGCUUCUACACGUUCCGCCGCCGAGUGCCGAGGAAGGAGGGAGUGGCAAGAAGGAGAAGACAAAGCGGGCGCUCGAGUACUUCGACGCACCGUUGGAAAUAUAUCCUAGUAGCAAGAUAAAACAUUUCGAGACCAUUUUCAAGAAGACAGGUAUCCCAUUUACGGAUAUGCUGUUCUUUGACGAUGAGAGUCGAAAUCGGGAGACGGAGAGCUUGGGCGUCACCAUGCAGCUCGUGAGGGAUGGUGUGACGUGGAACGAGAUCGAGAAGGGUGUGGCGGAGUGGCGCAAGAGAAGGGGAUACUCGGGAUAG